CCAAUCUGGGAGUUCCAACUAAAGGAUUGUGCUGAGAUAUUGUGCUACGUAUGUGGGAAUCUUUUAAAUGAACUAAGAUAUUUUUAUCUUAUAAUUCAGGGAAAGUACAUGAAGAUGAAACAGUGAGAAAAUUCUGCAACAAGAUUGAAUAGAGGCUGCAAGUAAAAAGGAACAUGAGGAGAGGAAGUCCAGCUUGCAUGUGCAAUAGUCACUGAAAAAAAGAUAAAUUAAAUUUCUAAGAAGAAGAAAUAAAAGUUUGCAAGAAGAAAACUGAGAAGAAAGAAAUAGCAAAUAUUUAUUCUCCAUCUUUCAAAGCAACAUGGGACAACACUUCACUAAUGAACAAGGAGAACAGGUUGAGAUUGAUGUGGCUGAAUUGCAGGAAUGGUAUAAGAAGUUUGUAAUGGAAUGUCCAAGUGGGACACUCUUCAAGCAUGAAUUCAAACGAUUCUUUGGGGUUCAUAAUAAUCAAGAAGCAUCGGAUUAUGUGGAAAGCAUGUUCAAAGCUUUCGAUAAGAAUGGGGAUAACACCAUUGACUUCCUAGAAUAUGUGGCUGUUUUGAAUCUGGUUUUGCGAGGGAAGCUGGAACACAAACUGAGAUGGAUAUUCAAAAUAUAUGAUAAAGAUGGAAAUGGCUGCAUAGAUAGACUUGAACUCCUAGAAAUAAUUGAAGCUAUUUAUAGCAUUAAGCAAGCAUACAAAUCUGAGGAAGAAAGAGCUGUUCCCAGUCUCACUUCAGAAGAAGUUGUGGAAAGAAUAUUUCAUCUCGUAGAUGACAAUGGAGAUGGACAAUUAUCUCUGGACGAAUUCCUUGAAGGAGCGCAAAGAGAUAAGUGGGUGAUGAAGAUGCUACAAAUCAAUGUAAGCCCAGGUGGAUGGCUUGCCAAUCAGAGAAGAAAAAGUGCAAUGCUUUAAUCAUUGUUUGUAUUAUUUCAAAAGUGUAAUGACAGAAAAAAAGCAUCCCUUUUCCUUCGUUCUAUUUUUCCUUGAUAGCAGCAGGCUAAGCACUAGGAGAAAAAAAACCCUAAUGCUGUUUGUUUAAAUAUGCUGCCGUGCAUCUAGGCCUUGCCACGGAACAAUGCUGUGUCAUGGUAAUUUGGGGAAAAAAAUUAAAAGUCCACCUGAAUGUAGGAAUGAGGACUAUAUGGGUGGCUGUAGCUGAUUUGGGGCUAUUGACAGGGUUGGCAGAAGGUCCAACUCACAACUUAGAAUACUAGCACUAUCCCAUAUUGCUUAUUUCUGACCCCAGACUUAGUUAUUAGAAAAAGAUGAUGUGCUUAAAAAUAAUGUGUGGGCUGUCAUAUUUCACACUGCAAGAUGGUAUCACAUGACCAAAUGUUUUGUCGAACAUAUCAUAUCAGGGAAAAGUUAAUGUUUUGUAAACUUAUAGGAAGGAGCAAAUAAACCAAUUGCAAGGGUUUGCAAACUGUCUGGUUUGCACAAUUUAUUGAGUUAUAAAAUGUUAAAUAUAAUGUAGCUUAGCAUUUUGAGCAAACUCAACUACUGAGUGUGAAUAUAGCCUGAAACAGCAUCAGCAGAUACAAUUGACAUUCUCUUCAGCAUACAGAUUUUUGUAGGUUGUACAUAGAAUGGAUGAAAUACUCUGCAGAAAAAUGCAAAAAUCAUUUGGGGUAUUGAAAUAAUUUGAUUUCAGUGAACCAAGGUCUCUCUGCAGCAAUAGUAAAAACUAGUCUUGAAUGAAGGUCAGAAAAGAUGACAGCACUUCCAGUAAAAUAGCUAUGUAUUAACCUUGUUUUCUGGAACUGACAUAGAAAAAGACACGAGUUUUCCUAAGUUUCCUCUGGCUUCUGCUGCUCAUAAAAGAACUGUCUUCUGAUCUUAGAAUUUUAUGAUCUCAGGUUCAGCCAAUAGUGUAGUUAUUUUUAAAGUUGUCAAAAAUAUCAGGUGAGGAGUAUAUCAUACUAUUUUUCUUAUGCUUAGGGGCUCAAAACGUUUACACUAAGAUCUUAAUAUUGUGAGCAAUGUAAGCUGCAAAAGUUUGCUGAGCCUCAUAAGCUGUGAUUGACUUAUAGUUAAGGAUCACUUCAUCUACCCUUGGCUUCACUUCUGCUUCCCCCAAAUUUUAUCUUUAAUUGUAACUUUUUCACAAAAAUUCAACACGUCCAUAGUCUAUGCCUAGUAACUACUUUGAGUGAACUUGAUGGAUUUAUACCCAGCGGUGGGAUUCAGCCAGUUCGUACCAGUUCAGCAGAACCGGUAGUUAAUUUUUUGUUGCCCAGGCCUAGAAUGGACUUCCGGAAGCAGCAUCUACACAGAGAACCAGUUGUUCACAUAUUUGAAUCCCAUCACUGUUUAUACCUUAUAGACUAUUCUAAAUAUUGUUACCAUAGUAAUUAGGUAAAAGAAAUUCUGCAAAUUCAUAACCUGCAGUCAAUACCUGUAUUAAUUGUAUGUAAAAGUUAGAAUCUAAAAGUGUAUGUGACUUAGAUUUAGACUUUUGCCCCUUGGUAACAUCAAAAUACACUUUUGAUUGUUAUACUUUUUUAUGUCCCCUCCAAAUCCUUGAUCUGUACUCUGUUUUCUGAGAUAUCCCUUGUAGAAAUAAAGAUGAGGGUUCAUUCUAUGCAUUCAUGCUUUUUUAAUUGUUCUAGUGCCAGAAAAUUUUAAAUCCAUGAUUGUAAUAGCUACUUGUGUGCCAAUGAAAGAGUUCUAUGAUUAUGGUUUCACAUGGAUCUCAUAUAGACAAUGCCAUGUAAUAUUUCACAACACAUAUUGAUUUCCCAAAAUGAAAUAAACCUUUUUUUUUGUCUCACACACAA
Messenger RNA from Crotalus tigris (Tiger rattlesnake), 2781 nucleotides. It is a transcript of the gene GUCA1B, whose product is annotated as guanylate cyclase activator 1B. The transcript has 4 exons. The record is from RefSeq and is a predicted model, not a curated record. Lineage: Eukaryota; Metazoa; Chordata; Lepidosauria; Squamata; Viperidae. Gene Ontology annotation, biological process: visual perception. Gene Ontology annotation, cellular component: photoreceptor inner segment; cone photoreceptor outer segment. Gene Ontology annotation, molecular function: calcium ion binding; calcium sensitive guanylate cyclase activator activity. Bases 320 to 916 code for a protein of 198 amino acids.